UUUGCCGUAGCCAGUUCUAAUGUGAACCGUAUGGUAAAGAAAAAAGAGAGCUUCGAAUACUGUAUUGUGUCGGAUACCUCUUCGCUGUAACAGCAUCAAUGCCUCGCUUUGCGCUGGAUGUUUGCGCUCAGUGCCAGCAGACAGGGCUUUUGCAGUAACUCGCGCCGAUGGUUCUAGACGUGGGAGCUACAGGAAUGUUGACUAAUGGUUGUUUUGAGAAAAUAAAAAUGAUGUAUUUAUUUUAAGAGAUUACAUCCAACGAUACAUCCAUGAAGAUGUAUCGCCGUGACUCGCUGUGACUCGCGCUCUGUCCAUUGUGUGAAGAAGAAUGUCUCCACGGGUGUCGACUCUGCUUUCCGGACUGUGGCUGUGCUUGGUUCUGUCCGGUGCUGCUAGGCCGAUGUGGAAAGCUUGUGACAAUGGCAAGCUCUUGCUGGGGAGAGACCUGCCCCCGUCAGUUGUGUGGAGCUGUCCUGUGAUUUCCUGGCCAGGGUCCACUACCCAGGAGAUUGCUAGCGUUGACACAAAGUAUCCCCCACAGCGGAUCGAGCACGUCUGCAUGGACACACCCAUCACAUACAAUCACACUAUCCCCAACAGUGGUGCUCACCGGACUGUAGGGGCAGAGAGUGGAGAGUACCUGUACUGCCCCCCUCAACGCUGGCUCAACAACCUGCAGCAUGGAGCAACAGUGUUGCUGUACCAUCCGUGUGCUCCGGUUCGUCAGCGUGACCUGCUGUCGGUCCUGGGCCACCGCUGUCUGUCUGACUACAUCAUAACGCCACACCCUGACCUCAGCAAACACAGACCGUUAGCGCUGGUGUCCUGGGGUCGCACGCUGGAGCUGUCCCAUGUGACCACGUCGGAGGUCUGUGAUUGGCUGCAGUUGACAGCGGCACACGGGAACCGUGGCGACGUGGAUCAAAGCAGACAGUAUAACUUGCUGUUGACCCAUCCUGCAGAUCAUAAACACGCAUACCCAAAGCAAAAGUCUCUGAGGCAGUGCUGUGAGGAGACCCUCUCUCUUCUGGAUGGAUGGUUGGAGGUGGCAGGCUGGGGGAGAGGGAGCGUCCGCAAGACCCGAGCAGCACUCAGGAAGGAGGGGAAGGAGAAAGAGAGACGGACCACCCUGGACAGAACCGAGCCGAACAGAGUCCAGAAACAUGGAACCACACUCCAACCUGAAGCACAGGGCCAAGCCACAGUGAGGGCUACACAGGGAGGCACGGACCGAGGACUCAAAGUGACUCAACCUCACCGCAGAGAAAAUGACACUAAUGAAAAAGAUCCCCGAGGCAAAGUGAGAGAAACAGACUGGGUGAACCAGAACGAAGUAGAGGACAAGAGGCAGAGCGGGAAAACAGGAGACAUCCAGGAGAGAGAGGUGAAGAGCAGCAGACACGAGGGAGAGACACAGCCCCGUAACUCUCCAACCAAGAGGAAAAAGCCUCUGUCUCAGAGUCAGCCCAAACAGCUGGCUGUCACUCAGGCGAACAGCCAGGACAAGAGAGCAGACUGUGAUGGUAGGGUGGGCCACUGCGAGUGCACUGAGACCGUAGCUCCGCUAGGGGGCGCCGUGGCUGGACCCGGUGACAGGAUGCUGCCCACUCCGCGGACAGACGAGGCAGUGUGGGCGGCGGCGGCGUUGGGCUUCCUCCUGGUGCUGCUGGUGCUGUCUGUGCUGCACACGCGCCUCUACCGCCACUGGCGCACAACGCCCAGCAUGUACUGGCACGACUCCAAGCAGGACUACGACAGGGUGGCAGAUGUGAUCCACAGGAGGCUGAAGAUGCCAGGGAGGAGGAAGAGGAGGGCAUCCAAGAGCCGAAGACAGGAGUGUGUCCUCCUACCACCCAGCUCCAGCACAGAGGAGGACGAGUAGAAACAGGUCUCUCUCAUCCCUCUAUCUGUUUAUUAUAUCCGUCUUGUCUUUACCCUGUGAGAAUAGAAGAGAGGAGUGGACAUUGGGACCUAAAAGCAGGGUACUCCUACUCGCCUAAUAACAUUGCUAUGCUGAAGAAACAUUUUAUGGAAUUUUUUGUUGUUGUAACGAGACCUCAAACAGGUACAUCUUCUAUUGCCGGUACUUAAGAAGGAAUAUUUUAGUAUUUUAACUGUCAUACCAUACUCCAUAGUACAAAACCCCAUUCAAUCAGAUCACAUUACAGUAGAUCAUUCACAAUCACCACCAAUGACACCGUUUUACUACACAUUCAAGCCUUUUCUCAUAGGGGCCGAGUUAGACUUAGGAAAUUAUUUUUUUCCCCUGUUCAUUUAUUGUAAACAAUCCCUUUGAAUAUGUAUUUGGACAGUGAAGAUAACUUUUUUCAAUUUAGAUCACAUGUUUCAUAUGAGGCGAGAGUACAGAAUGUCACCUUUAACUUGAGGGUAGUUUCUGUUUUUCUAUUUAGAAAUGAAGGGACUAUGUAUCUAUUCCACCCAUUUGAAGAAGUAUUUGGACAAAUUCACUUAGUGUAUUAAAGUUGUUAAAGGUUUAGUAUUUGGUCCCAUAUUCCUUGCAUUCAAUGACUACAUCAAGCUUGUGACCCUACAAGCGUUUAUUGUAAGUAAGAACAGAACAUUUCAGAACACUUCUACAUUAAUGUGGACGCUACCAUGAUUAUCAGUAAUCACUCAUCAUUAUUCACAAUUCAUUCAUGAAGGUUAGAGGCAAAUACUCAACUUUUGAUUACUUUACGCUAAGUGAAUUUGUCCAAAUACUAACGACUUCUAAACAUUAAACAUAAUUUCUAAACAUUAAAACAUAUGUAUGAAAAUACCCUCGUGCUGACAUUCUGUACUGUCUCAUAAUGUGAAUAAUUUGAUCUAAAGUCCUAAAUGCUGAAGUACAUUUUUAGCUUCGCUGUCCAAAUACUUAUGGAGGGGAGUACAGUUGCUGUUGUAAGCAACCGGCUGUCGGGUGCAUUGUGUUGCAGUAGUGGGUACAAGUCCAUCAAAUGCUGUUGUGUGAUAGUAAUAAAUUGUUGUUUUUUAAUCAUG
Molecule: messenger RNA, 3000 nt
Organism: Salmo salar (Atlantic salmon)
Lineage: Eukaryota; Metazoa; Chordata; Actinopteri; Salmoniformes; Salmonidae
Gene: tp53i13
Product: tumor protein p53 inducible protein 13
Cellular component (GO): cytoplasm
Source: RefSeq, a predicted model, not a curated record